CGCCUGCUAAGUGCCCGGCUGGACUCAGUGCCAGUGUUGGGAGAAGGCGCUGAGCUGUCCGUAAGCUCCUUCAGGUGCAUAGCCAGGAUCGCCCAACCUCACCUAUUCCGGAGUCAGAGGUGUGUGCGCAGCACUCGAAUACGUCACACACACACACACACACACACACACACACACACACACACACACACACACACACACACACACACACACACACACACACACACUACCGCAUCACCCCCCCCACACACACCCCCCACCGCAUCACACACACACACACCACACAGCUCUGCGCGGCUUUUCUGAGUGUUACGGCGCCUUCCUCCCGCCCCCGCACAGCGCGGGCGGGGACCCACCGGUUCCGCUCAACACCAGCAGUGGAGAAAGGAGGACCCCCGGGAGCGGGAUCCCGGCGCCCGGUCGCCCAGUCGUGUUCAGGCUUAGGCCCGCAUGGAGGGGACUGCGGAGUCCCAGACGCCUGACCUGCGAGACGUGGAGGGCAAGGUGGGCAGGAAGACCCCUGAAGGGCUGCUCCGCGGGCUGCGAGGCGAGUGGGAGCCGGGAGCCUCUGGCGCUCUGCUGCUCCCAGGGGCACCUACCACGGGCCACGGCCUGGGGGACAAGAUCAUGGCGCUGAGGAUGGAACUGGCUUACCUGCGAGCCAUCGAUGUGAAGAUUCUGCAGCAGCUGCUGACCUUGAACGAGGGCAUCGAGGCAGUGCGCUGGCUGUUGGAGGAGCGGGGGACGUUGACCAGCCACUGCAGCAGCCUCACCAGCAGCCAAUAUAGCCUGACAGGCGGGAGCCCAGGCCACUCAAGGCGAGGCAGCUGGGACAGCCUGCCAGACACCAGCUCCACUGACCGGCUGGACAGUGUCUCCAUUGGCAGCUUCCUGGACACGGUGGCCCCCAGUGAGCUGGAUGAACAGGGCCCCCCUGGGGCUCCCCGUCCUGAGAUGGACUGGACAAAGGUUAUACCCGGUGGGGAGAGGGCCAGGACUGAGGUGGACCUGACAGCCACCAGGCUAGGGAGCUUGAGGGCUGUGUGGAAGCCCCCAGGGGAGGGGCUCCACAGUGGAUCUCCUGAGCCACCAGAGGAUGAGAGUGCCAAGCUGGGCUUUGAGGCCCACUGGUGCUGGGGCCAGUGCCAGGAUGAUGUGACCUUCCUGUAAUGACUCUUUCACCCUCCUGUACUCCAGUGGCUCUUUCAUCACUAGGCCCUGGUCUCCCUUGAAUUUAUUCUCCCUCCAUCUGGGCUUAGGAAGAGGCUGCAUUGACAUUAACGACCAUGGAAACCUGGCCUCACCAUCCCUCUGGUCCCUGGGGAGGCUCUGCCUUUAUCCUUCAAUUAUUGGGUCCCUAGAGCUAUUUCCAUAGAUACAUUGACUCUAGAGGCUUGACCUGUGGCUCAGGUGUGAUGGAAUCUCUUCCCCUUUCCCUGCAACUAGGUAAGGAUUUGAGGGCUUAGCACCCUAGGAGAUCAUUGAUGAAGAGAUGGGGGUGUAAUUACCUCACCCAACAUCUAGGAGCCUUGGCCUCCAUCUUGGCCAAGAGGAAGGAUUGUGGAGGGACAUGGACAUUCAGGGCCAACCCUCCAUGGACUGACCCUCCAGAAGCCUUUGGUGCUGGUAGAGCCACCCCUUCCUGUCUGGUGAGUGAUGUCACUUCCUGCCAGGAUGGAUUAGCCUCUCCUGUCUUUUAGCGGUGCUAGGUCAGCAUAGGGCGUCUGAGCCCCUGCUGCUAAGUGAGACUAUAUUUUUAUUCUCCCUACCAUUACUCCUUGUGAGUGGAACAUAUCAUCCUCCUGGCAGGAAAGUUUCUCACUUGUCAGUUGUUUGUACUUCUUGUCAGAAAGUCUCUUAUUUUUUAAACAGGGAGUUCUCAUUUUAUCCUAGGGGUUCUCACUUCCUCUCUGACCACAUGCCUGUCUGGUGCCAGCACUCCUGUAUCUGUGCUUAUAGUGACAGAACCUGGCAGGGGCCUCGACCUACAGCUCUCAAGAGUCUGUUUGGCUUGCCCUGCCAUGGUACCCUGUCUUACCCUGUUCAUGGGUUGCCCCCUUUCUUGUAUUCUGGCUCCAAAUCUGUCUGCCGGGAGGUUCAGCCUUUGUGUCUCCACACCUUCUCGGUUUCCACUUUGGGCCUCAGGCCUUUUAUAUGCAGAUGAGUCCCUCAGCCUUCUCUCCCCACUGCUGAUGCAAGCCAGAAGGAGGAGAAGCUUGAGGUGUACCAGAAGCCCUGAAAGGGGGAGGUAUCUGAAAGGGGUGGGGGUAUCUUCUGAGAUCCUGUGAUUCCCCUUCCCCCAUCCUGCCCCAGACCUUCCACCAUUUGGUCACAAGGAUGCCUGCCUGAGGCUGGGACACAAGGAAUCCCCUUGUCAGGGUUACAAUGGGGGGCGUGGCAGAGAAAGACAGAGGCUCUUUGGUCCUAGGGCCCACAUCCUGGGAGGCUGGGAGAGAAAGAAGGGAAAGGCUGCUUUCUUUCCUCCCAGAGAGCAUGCUCUAGACUCCUGGGACCUGGGGAGGGAGCAGGGGACUGAUUCUGGGCCUGGGUCCCAGGGCCCUAGUGAAUUAUACCAAAGAAGGAAUUCAGGGAAGGUGCCAAUCUGGGGCUCAAGGAGAGGACAUGUUGGGGUGGAAGGAACAAGGGCUGUGGUUGAAGUCAGAGUAUGAAUUCUUGGAGAUUAACCCUUUGAACCCCGGGUAACUGCCACUUUGUUGGUCCCUGUCUUUCCUGGACCCUGAAACUAGAUUAUUGGAAGGCAAAAAGGAGAAGAAAGGAUGUCAGGUGAUCCUUGCCUAUUUGCUGUGCCCUCCUGAGUUGGAGGAGUCUUCCUCAAGUCCUAGAAUAACUCCUGCAGUUUCUGCACUUUUUACUCUAUGCUGGGAAGGGAAGAGCCAAGUUGAUCAUCUCUACUUCCCCUAAAUUCCUCAAGUCUUGUUCUGCAACCUCUUACCCCAGUCCUUUUGGGGCAAUACAUUCAGUCCGUGGCUUUCCUCUAAAGACCUCCUCUUCUCCUGUCCCCUCAAAGUAAUUGAAAUCUCUAAAGACUCUAAUAUUCUUAGUCUCUUCGCCUCUGCUGUCUACUACCAGCCCUCUACUUACCCCUCCUGGUCUUAGAGCUUUCCCUAUCCUGACUCUGUUGCCAUUUUGUAAUGCCCUUAGGAUAACUGCCUUUCCACUUUUUUGAAGCUUGCUUGUUCAUUUAAUCCACAUAUUUCUGAGUUGAAGUGGUUGUCCGCCCUCUUGUGGCCAUUAUGCUACAUUGCCAGCGUAGCUGGGUGGAAACAUUCAGGCUCAAAUACAGCGUU
Messenger RNA from Camelus dromedarius (Arabian camel), 3308 nucleotides. It is a transcript of the gene LURAP1, whose product is annotated as leucine rich adaptor protein 1. Gene Ontology annotation, biological process: positive regulation of cytokine production; positive regulation of canonical NF-kappaB signal transduction. The record is from RefSeq and is a predicted model, not a curated record. The transcript has 2 exons. Bases 451 to 1170 code for a protein of 239 amino acids. NCBI's taxonomy places the organism in Eukaryota, Metazoa, Chordata, Mammalia, Artiodactyla, Camelidae.